This is a messenger RNA of Zychaea mexicana, 874 nucleotides long. RefSeq lists its product as uncharacterized. Lineage: Eukaryota; Fungi; Mucoromycota; Mucoromycetes; Mucorales; Lichtheimiaceae. The record is from RefSeq and is a predicted model, not a curated record. The transcript is spliced from 4 exons. The coding region runs from base 228 to 731 and encodes 167 amino acids.
GCGCCGUUCUCGAAGAACUGCCGACCGGUACAUUGCUCGUUUUCUUACAAGAGAAUUGAGUGAUAUUUUGCUGCAGUAUCUUGUCUUGGUGCGCCCAUUUGAACGGGUAGCGUUUUCGGAAACGCACAGUGGUGACAGUGCUGAUGCCGGCGUCGCAAACUACCAGAACUUUCUCUUCGUCGCCAACGGCAACGUUGUCGCGAGCAGAGAUUUGAGCCGAUCACUGUAUGAGCACCUGCGCACCUAUGCCGGUGUUGGCCUUGGCCUCCAAGCGUACCGCCAAGUUGCCACGUUCUUCAUGCGCCACCACCUCCAACGCGGCUGUGCUUUCUUACAAAGCACAGAGGAAGUCGACAGUGAACCUGACACUGGCGACAAUGACGGCGUUGACGAUCAACAACAGGACCAAGCGCGAUCUGUCACUCGUGGCAUUCGCCAUGUCAAUCCCGAAUUUUAUGACUUGCAGGCUGCACACAGCAGUUCGGUUGCUGGCAUGUUUUAUGCUCGCACCACAAAUGAUUUUCGGUAUUUGUCGUCGGAAUCCAUACAUGAGUUUGACCUCUGUUCUCGUGAGUGGCAGGCCUUGUUGGGCAUUGAUGACCAUAUUGCCGCACCCAUACCCUCUCAUCCUCAACAACAACCAUCGCACCGACCGCAUCAACAACCAGCUCAACAACAGCAACAAUCUCUUGCCCUUGCUCCUCCUCUCUCACAGUUGCCUGGUAUGGUGAACAGCUUGCUUGCCCAAGCAGCUGAACGAUUUGUCGUGGCCAUACACGAAAAAACAACCAAGAACAUAUCACCGGUCAUUGAACACAAGCGUAUGUUUUCUUCUUAUCCUCCUAUGCCCUUUUCUCUGCUUUUUACUUAUCUU